UCACUGAAAUAAACAUUACAUUGUAUCCUUAAGGAAGAUUGCUGGUUCAUGUAUGAAUGUUGUAUGACAAAACAAAUAUACAAUUCAUCACUCAGAAAGAUUAAGUCACAUCGUAUAUUAUUUUGUAUGCGAUAAAUGGCACAAAGAAGCUUUUCUACAUCGACAUGUCAAGAUCGGCCACCACGGAGACGUUCUUUAUCCAUAAAUUUUUCAAGUUGUAAACAAAGAGGAAAAGAUGAAUACCAUACAAAAUCUAAAUCAUGCAGCACGGAGCCGAACAUGAUUCAGCAAAAACAGAGUUUUAGGCCAAACAGGAAAUCAAGCAGGACGCUGUCAGAUCUUAGAACAUUUGACAACAAUGAAGGGUUUUUGUGUGAAAAAGAACAAGAGUUUCAAGAGAAAAGAAAACUCUACAUCCAUACUGCUUUACAAAAAUUGCUUAAUACAGUAUUAAAGGCGGAUGAUGUUCCACAUAUUGCAUUGAUGGGGUCAGGAGGAGGAUACAGAGCUAUGGUAGCCAUGUCCGGGAUCAUUAAUGCCCUCUACAAUUCAAAAAUUCUUGAUUGCAUCUUGUAUACUGCUGUGUUGUCUGGCUCUUCCUGGUUCAUUACAACGCUAUAUUCGCAUCCUGAAUGGCCAAACAUUGAUCCUAAGUAUAUUCAAAAACAGUUGAAAACUGAUAUAUCUAAAAACCCUAAAAGCAUACCGCAAAUAUUGAGGUAUAGUUGGGAAUUCUUUUGUACAAAAUGGAAAGGAAAGUCAUGGAACUUUACAACCGAUGUAUUUGGACCAAUGUUGGGAGAUGUGCUUAUACCAGAGAGGUUAAAUUGUAAAUGGAGCGAACAGAAAGAUAAAUUGUCAGAGGGUACUGUUCCACUUCCAUUAUUGUCUGCUAUUCAUGCCAAAGAGGAAAAGAAUACGAAAGAGUUUCAUGAAUGGGUAGAGAUUUCUCCAUAUGAAGUAAGCAUUCAACAUUAUGGAGCUGCAAUUGACAUGACAAAUUUUGGAAGCGAAUUUGACGAAGGAUUAUUAACACGGCGAAUCGCAGAAAUGCCCCUUUUCGAGAUAAUGGGUAUAUGUGGGAGUGCUUAUACAUUAACUCAUGAAGAGUUGGCGAACAAAGAUUCUAGUUACUCCAAAACUGGCGCUUUAGAAGAAUCGGUUGGUCCUUCCAGAAAAAAUGAAGAAUAUGAUAUCGAAUGCGAUUCCUACCAGUCCACUAACAGUAACGAAAGUUACUUUCCUGAAAAUGAUGAUGUAUUUGAUGAAGAAGAGGAAAAACAUGAGCUUUAUCAAUCUAAUAUCUCAGAACCUAGUAUGGAAGAAAUGGAAGAUUUGUUUAAAAGAAUUUGCCAGAUACACAAUGAAGGGGGGCGUGUAUUUGAAGAGAAUAAAAACGGAAAUGAGAAGAAAGAUUCCAAGGCUGACAUAGCAGAGGAAAAUGCACAUAGAGAACAACACAAUGAAAUCAGUUUUAUGCAUAGUUGUUCAUUAGAAGGAGACGUGGAAAUUGAUGGUGCUUUUGACUAUCCCAAAAAUAUUUUAAUGGAACAGUGCAUGAAGACUAGACGUCAUAGGGCGGCAAUGGUUAAUAACCCUUUUCGGAAUGUAUCUUUUGAUGAAACAGAUAGUUUCUGUUUGCAAGGAGAUACAAGUUCUUCAUUGAAAAAUGACCUUGAGAAGUUAUGUUUGAUCGAUGCUGGAUUAGCGUUCAACUCUCCGUAUCCACUUCUUUUCCAACCCGGUAGGGACGUAGACCUCAUCCUGUCAUUUGAUUUUACAGACCGAAAAAAAGAUUGCAAUAGCCCUUUCAAGACAUUGCUAAGAGCAGAAGAUUGGGCAAGAAAACAAGAGAUUAAAUUUCCAAAAAUCAAAGUUGACAAGUAUGAAGGCAAGAAUGUGCAAGAACUGUACAUUUUUGAAGAUGAAAAUGAUCCCGAAUGUCCUAUUAUCAUGCAUUUUGUAUUAGUGAACAAAGAUUUUAGAACUUAUAAAAAACCAGGAGUCAGACGAAGGGAAAGUGAAAAACAGUUCGUUAACUUCACUAUAUAUGAUGAUCAGAAAACAUUUCACUGCACCAACUUCCAGUACAGCGAGGAAAACUUUGACAGAUUGUCACAGCUUUCUGAAUUCAUAGUUCUAAAUAACAUUGCUCAUAUCGAGGCCUGUAUAAGCAAAAGCAUCCAAAAUAAACAGAAUAGGAUACAGCCUGGCCGACAAAAGCAUCCUUCGUCUCCUGUAUAACUUUUGUCUACUUGUAUGGAAAAGGACAAAUGUCAUAAUUAUAUUCAUACCCUUUUUACACAUUUAUGUUGUUCAAUAUGACAUCUUUUUUAUUUGUCCUAGUAAUGCCCCAUUUCGUUGAAUGUUUCAGAUUGUGUAUGAGCUUUUGUGUACAUAUUCAUUUAACAUUUUAGGGCGUUUUUACUUUAUAUAACAAAUGGUUUUGAACAUUUAAAUAUUCUUUCAUGAUUCAAACUGUCGAAUACAACAAAGGUCACUGGAAAUUUUUAGUAUCUUAUUAUGACGACAGGUGGCUAUCAUUUUACUGCUUUUGACGUAGUCUGCGUAAUUACCAGAAGAUUUUGUCGACAUAUGACUUAGUAGCUAUAUAUCGAUUUCGAUAUCGAAUGGUUUAAACAAAAUAGUUUAGUUUAAGUAUUGCUGUUAAAAUUAAAUUAAUUGCAUUUCCAUUAAGAUUAUGAGGUAUGUUAAAAAAAGUACGUUUCGUAUUUUGUUACAGAAUGGCGAUAAAUAUCAUAGACAGUAACUAUCCAAUUAUAUCAACAGACAACAGAAUAGCGAAAGGAAAAGUAGCUGAUAUUCGUAUGAACUGCAAACAUCCAGAACGAACGAAAAAACCUCUGUAUUCCCAUACAUUUUGACCUACAAUCCAUGAAAUAAUGAAACAUAUAAUAUUAUUUAUACAAAUUUACCAACUUAUUUCGUCAAGAAUGAGAAGAGCCUUAUUAGAUAAACAUAUAAUCAAAAGUAAGCGACAACCGAAAUCUUUGAAAAAAUUAAACCAAUGCUCGGUUGCAAAGAAAUAAAAAUAUAUAUAUAUAUAAAGGUAAAACAAAUUCUCCAGUAAUGCUUAGAACUAUGUAUAUGAAAUUGGAAAUAAAAUAAAGAUAAAAAUAAACACAAAUGUUAAAAGUCUAUCGCUUAAAUCCUUCAUUUAACUUAUUUAAACGUUGUUAAGCGUUUCAAUGACGUUAUGUCAUCGUUCCAAUAUAGGCAAAUGGACGUUGCAAACUAACCUUUCUACGACUAUAGCGUUCGUACAUCAAACGAAAAAUCUCGAACGUCUUACAAAUUUUUAUGAAGCACAAUUAGAUCUGAUUGACCAAAAUGUAUAAUUAGUUGCAAAAGUUUCUUGUCUGCAUCUGAUUUCACAUAAAUAGAUGCACAAAUAAAAUCUUAAUCGUUUGUGUAUACUUGAUUUGUGUGUAGUUCAAGAUAUGUUAAUUAUAUAACUCUAACUUUUCUACAAACGAUGUUCGUUUAUAUGACAUUCAAGAUUUUCGAAAAUUAGCAUACCCAGCUGUUUAUACUGAUAAAAUAUUUUAUUUAUUUACUGUGUACAGUAUCAUUCACAUUAACGAUCUGACACUUUCGUAAGAAUAAUUGUUAUCUAUUAUUUAGACGUUCUUUGUUUUAUAUAAAUAUAUAUAUGAAUAUGUCACAUAUUCAAAUAUUUUUCUCUCCCUUAAAGUGGCAUUAGCUGUAAAAUUCAUGUUCACCGAUUUUACUUAAAUUCUCAUAUUUGGUUUAAAACACACUAAAACGUAUAUUAAAAAAAAAUAUAAAUUCUAAAAUUACGAUGCAUGAACUCAAUAAUAUGUUUUAGCAUUUCGUCUGUAUUUUAGUCUAGACGCCCUCUAAUUUACCAUUGAGGUGACGUCCGAAGACUGCCGACGGUCAUAUGACCCGAUAUAAACACAAAUAUAGAUAUAAAUAGAUAGUGAACACGUGCAAUUGGAUUUUUCUAAGUCUGUUUGAUUUCAUAUUAUAGGUUAAAAAAAUAUGUUAAUCAUCGUUUUCACCUGUGUGAGAAUGAGCUCAAAUGGUUUACCAUUGUUUCACUUUCUAUGUUGACAUUCUUUUCCUUGUAAUAGCGGAACACGCCUAGUUCAUGCGUAUCCUAUCUCUAGCUAAGGGGUUGCAUUGAAGGUCACAUGAAUACAAAUUAAAUCAGGUCGAAUUUUUAACUUGCAAGUGAAAAAUUCAUCAGCGAUGUUUUCGUAGCUUAUUUUGACAAAAUUUAACCAGAAUGACUUCUAAAAGCGAAGAGUUAUUUCAAUUUUUGACUUUCAUAAAUGAGUGAACCAAAAAAAAAUAUCAUAUUUUUUUAUUUUUAUUUCUCGUAGCUAAUGCCCCUUUAACGGUUAGCUACUAAUAUUGUGUAAAUAAUGUGCGAUAUGUAUCUAUUUAAAUAUAUUUUGUGUACAUUUUUUUUCUUUUUAAAAAAUGAUAGUGUCUAUGUUAUCCUUUACUUUGUGUAGAUUGCAUAUUUCUGUUCAAGAAAUUAGAAUGUAACGCCAACGAAAGGGUGUGCUAGUUUUCAUUUAAACUGCCCGGUCCAAUAAUUGGAUACGAAAAAACAUUUCUUCAGCAUUCUCAAAAAAAAGAAAGAUAAAGGUAAAUCCAAAAUUAGAAUAUAAAUAAAUGCUGAAAAAAAUCUGGUAAAAAUCAGAUUGCAUAUGAAAAGAUUUGUACAGUACUGAAUCCUAGUUUAAGCUAAUUUUGUUAAUUAAAACGUCUGUUCAAAGAGAUUAGCUAUAUAUAUAGGCUAUAUAUUUGUUCAGAGUUUAAAUUUUAUAUUUUUAUAUUUCUUCUGUUUGUAACAGAUUUUGAAUAGUUGUUAUGUACCUGUGCAAACAAUGAAUUUAUAAGUAUUUGGAUUUUAGAUUGGUUGUUGUAUAACACCUCAAUGCUAAGAAUUGCCUUAAGUGGAUGUGGUUAGAUUAAAGCCAUAAAACUGUGCA
Messenger RNA from Mytilus californianus (California mussel), 4988 nucleotides. RefSeq names its product cytosolic phospholipase A2-like. NCBI's taxonomy places the organism in Eukaryota, Metazoa, Mollusca, Bivalvia, Mytilida, Mytilidae. Gene Ontology annotation, cellular component: cytosol. Gene Ontology annotation, molecular function: calcium-dependent phospholipid binding; calcium ion binding. The transcript has 14 exons. Gene Ontology annotation, biological process: glycerophospholipid catabolic process. The record is from RefSeq and is a predicted model, not a curated record. The coding region runs from base 136 to 2244 and encodes 702 amino acids.